Messenger RNA from Amphiprion ocellaris (clown anemonefish), 3861 nucleotides. It is a transcript of the gene c24h7orf57, whose product is annotated as chromosome 24 C7orf57 homolog. The transcript is spliced from 8 exons. The coding region runs from base 181 to 840 and encodes 219 amino acids. Lineage: Eukaryota; Metazoa; Chordata; Actinopteri; Pomacentridae. The record is from RefSeq and is a predicted model, not a curated record.
GGAGUCUGUCGUAAACACACGAUCUUUGGCAGCGGAAAAGGGCAGCAGGUGCAGCAGGAAGUAGCCGUGUCCACCAGCCCAUCCUUGAAUAAGAAGAAGCUAACGGCGUUUAAUUGCCACAACCAGCUACACAAAACCAAGAACGUGAAAGCCACAGAUUGUCUCGUGUCUUGAGCUGAAAUGAGUGCUGCUGUACCCAACCAUCGAAGGACCAAGCCCGGCGGAAUAAAACCUGGGGCUGCCAACAGCGGCGUCACUGGACCGACCUCCCAGAUCCCUGGUUUGUCCCAGACCGCUGACAAAACCUCUCCAGUGGAGAGGAUCAGCGGACGGCGAGUUGGGAUAUUCGAGACGGACUCAGACUACGUCAAGCUCGCUAAGGGAGGAGGACAUAAAGGGCUGUUGAGUCAUGAUGUUGAUGCCAACGAUCAACCGAAGAAAGCCUACAAUCCAUCCAACUGGUUUGGAGGUGAAGAGUCAAAGAGCGGCAGCAAAGCAACGUCUCCUCACAGCCAGAUGAAGACGGGCCUGCAGCCUCUGGCUGCACCGUUUGGCACUGAUAACGGUUCGUCUUGGGAAAGAGAGACUGAUAUAUUUUCCCAUGAUAAAAAUAAGAUGUCUCCCGAUGGUGCCGCUGGUCAGAUGGAAGGUCUGUCCGUAACCAACAAAUACAAGAGAACGUCUUACGAUAAGAAAGCUCCACCGGUCAGCAUGUCCAAGCUGCUGAGUCACGGAUAUGUGGAGGAAAAGAAGAAGUCUCCCAAUGACGAUGAUGCCUCAAGUGUGACCUCAGAACAGACCAGCACCGUCGCAACGGAGGACAUGGACGACCUGGAGUAGAGCUUCAAGUUCUGGUCUGGAGGGAACGAGGCGUCCUCUAACUCUGGUUCAUGGUGUCACAGAUCCACGAACACGCCCCUCGGAUUCACUCGCAUUUAUUGUACAUCCACUGACUGUUAGGUUUUGUACUCAUGUUUAUGCAAAGGUACUGUCCUCUCUCUAUUUAUUUCCGCUUUAAUUUGUAAAAACACGGAUUUAGUUCUCCGUUAGACGUGUCGCGGUAUUUUUCAUUUCUGUGUUUCUCGAUUUGAAAGACGACUCGCGUGCAGGGCUGGAAACUAGCAUUAAACCGCGGAAGCCGAUUCGAUUCACAGCCUCAAAUCUGCUUUCGGCCGACGGCUGCUGUUAGUUUCCCUCCCUGGUUGUAUGAAGAUCGAGUUUGUGAAGUUUUAAAGUGUUCGUGCUAAUAAUGAAUUGUGGUUCCAGUGACGUGAAAUAUUAUUCUGUUUUGACCAAGGGCUCCUGCUGUCUGAAGGGAUGCUGGAGGUUUGAGCGUUUUCAGCUGCGGGUGGCGGAUGUGACCAAACGAUACGGUGAAUUUGUUCGGUUAAAAAGGGCCAAAAAAAAAAAAAGACUUUUAGCUUGCUGCUCUGCAAAAGGUUGCUUCUUUCUACGAUCCGAGAAACGUGCAGAUGAGCUGCAUCAUUUUUAAUCUGCAGAUAUGUUCAAAAUGGGUUCUACUUGAAACUUAAAAGUAGGAAAAACAAACAAAAAAUGAGUCCGUUCAAGUGCAGCAGUGCCAAUAAACAUCCUGAUUGUGCAUCUAAAUGUGUUAAAAACCUUCAGUGUUAUGUUAAUCCAUCCUCCUUCAACCAAAUAACACAAAUCUCACACCUAGAAUGGUUUCCUUCUGCAGGCCGACAAGCUGAAAUCCAAUUCCGCUGUAAUUCCCUGUGAAGAUGAAGGCAGACGAGCUUUUAAAAACGUGAGUUCUGAACAUGCCAACCAAGCAGUUUUUCCCUGCCAACGCAGUGUUUUUUGACUUUGUAGACGUCAGUAGGAGAAGUUAGUGUUAGAGCGCAGCCUGGUCACGCCGAAGCCUCCAUCCCAUGACGUGUAUUCAUUGACAGAAUGGGAGUUUAUUACAGUUAAAUGAGAGAAACGUUCGCCGCUGCAGCAUUUUGGCACAAGAAACUUCAAUUCUUGUUCAUUCAGUAGUUAAAAUAGUAAAAAAUAACAUUCUCUAGUGGUAAAUAAAGCAACUUGACAAGUUAAAUGUGACUUUUUUGUUAUUAAUUCUUAAAUGUAGGAGAACUGUCAGUAAAAACAACCAAAACCUGAAUCAUUUACAGGCAAGCCCUGAAUUAUUCAUGCCUGGACUGAAUUUUGGUUUAUAGCUCGUUUUUUAUUUGCCAAGGUGGUUUCUUCUGGCUGGAAAUGGCGUAAACAAGUGACGACAGAUAAUAAAACACUGUCAGAGAUGGUAGCCAUAGAUGUUUAACUAUUUUAAAGUUGAUUUUUGGUGAAAAUGCCAUGUAAAAAAUGAUUCGAACUGCUUGGAAUUGGUGCAGAAUUUUGAGAAAAGGCGUCAUUUGCAAGUAAGUAACUCGCUCUAGCACAUGUUGGAAGUCAGCAGGACCAUUUAGAGUCCUAUUAAAGCUUCAUUUUCUUUAAAGUUUGCACCAUUUUCAAGGAGUAUGACUAAUUUUGUGCUUUUUUUUGGGGGGGGGGGGUAGAAAUGUCAAAUAAAAGCAGAAAUAGUUAAAAUCUAGUGUUUCCAAAUGAAACCUGUUGGUCAAAUAAGAAUUUCCAAUAAAUUCUUACAUUUAUUGAGAAUUUAUUGUUUCCAAAAUCAUUCACACUCCUUGGAAUUGGUGCAAAUGCAUCUUGUUCAACUUCUCGACUGUUCUUAGUUUAUUAGAACAUGUUAGAAAUCACUAGAACCACUUGUCCUGCUGGACUGGAGCUGCAUUUUCUGAAGCAUUUGCACCAGUUUCAAGAAGUAUGACUACUUUUUUACACGUUUUUUUGAGAAAAAGUGCAGAAAAAGUUGAAACAUCUCAGCAUGUACCAACUUUUCUGACUUAUUUGUGUCAUUUCCAGCCAGAAGAAACCUGUUUGUCAAAUACAAAUUCACUUUAAAUCAAAAUGUGCCACGACUGUGAAUACAUUUGGGCUUCACUUUAGAUGAAAAGAUGAAGGAAGCGAGUUUGAAAGUUGCUCCCAAACAGCAGCAGACAAUGAAAUACGGCUGACUGUCAGGUAAAAGUUUCCUGUGAUGUUUGACGGACGGUUCAGCCUGGAGUCGUUUAAUAGUUUUAAUUUUUUGGAGCCGCGACUGUGACAGUGAAAUCCUAAUCCUACAGGGACAUUUGUCGAGGAGGAAUUGCUCCUGAAAUGAAAAAGCAUGGUGGUGAUGUGUUUGUCCUAAUAAAUCCAAUAAAACGCUGCAGCGGUGACAGACUCUCAUUUGAAAACUCUUACAAGGGAUGUGUCAUGUUCAACACGGCUGUCUGUCUGUCUGGUUUGAGGCUUUUUUUUCCUUUAUUCUACACGAUAUAUUUAAACAGUGGUGCAUAAUUUAUCUGUACGUGGUAUAAAAAGGUGUCAAGUGUUGUUCCCUAAGCUUUCGUGACACUUGGAUUUUUUAUUUUGCAGUGCAAGGAAUGGCGAAUGUAUCAUCUUUAGAUAUUGUUUGCUUUGAAGAACGGGUUCAUUUUUAUGAACUGUUAAAUAUUCAGGUACUGUAUUCACAGUUUAUGAUAGUGUUGUUCCUCCGCUCUGUGGAGUUAACAGUUUACAAACCAGUAGUGGGAACCUUUAGUGGCUUAACUUUGCAAUGUUCUCCCUGAGAUUGCGUCACUUGUCUCGCUUUGUUUGCUUUUUUUUUGUUUCCUGCGAGUUUAUUUCCAAUGCAAAUGUACCAGAGGAGACUGAAGAAGGCAGCUGUUGUGCAGAAAAUCCCUCAAGUGUUUAUAGAGACGAGAAAUCCACCUGACAACUCAGUGUGAGACCCUGCUUCUCUUAAAGACUGCACACAGACUUUUAGUUGUCAUUUAAAUAAAUGGGCAUGUGCAUGUA